This is a messenger RNA of Oryza sativa Japonica Group (Japanese rice), 729 nucleotides long. RefSeq lists its product as uncharacterized. NCBI's taxonomy places the organism in Eukaryota, Viridiplantae, Streptophyta, Magnoliopsida, Poales, Poaceae. The record is from RefSeq and is a predicted model, not a curated record.
CACUUCACCGGUUGCGUGCAAGCCUCACUCCAAUCCAAAUAUCCAAUGACACCAACACCAUCAAUCCUCAAAUGCUCAUUCUCUAUAUAAAAACCAAACCCAAGAACUCCUCCAAAUCGACUAGCUAGCAGUGCCUCUCUAGUCUCUAUACAAGAAGAAUAAGAAAAUCUCAUUCUCUCUUGGAUUGCAAGCUACAGUGUCUGCUCGGUGCAGUCACAGAGCUAGUAGCAAUGGUCGACAUGGCGGAGGCGGCGGCGUCCAUGUCGCCGGAGCUCGCCGCGGCGCUGGCGAAGGUGGCCGUGUUCGCGGUCGUGCAGGCGCUGGUGUACCUCAUCCUGCGCAAGUCGUCGGGCGUCUUCUCCCCGGACAGGACGGCGGCGGCGGGGUCGAGGUCCCUCAGCUUCCGGCCGAUGCGGAGCAUGAGCGUCCGCCGCUUCCUGGCGGCGCUCUCCGACGUCCCCGUCGGCGUCACGGAGGACGGUGGCUCGCCGGCGCCGGCGCCGGCGCCGCCGCAUCGCGGGCCUGCAGACCUUGCCGAGUAGUUCAUUGUUCAGUGGUUUCAGCUAAUUAAUGACAGUAGUAUACUCGUAAUGCAUUUGUUCAUGGCUAUUGUGAAGAAGGAAUCAUUUAACAUUAGAUAUACUUAGUAAGUUAGUAUGUGCUGUUUGUGAAUUAUUAUGAUAUAGUUUGGCUUUGUACACAUUAAUAAAUCUUUUAUUUUACUGUCCA